UGGUAGGUCAUUGCAUUCAGACUCCAGAAACCUACUGCAUAAUCUCUCUCUGAACACUCCACUCCUGACACCAUGUGUUACUAUGGAAGCUACUAUAGAGGCCUAGGCUAUGGCUAUGGCUGUGGCUAUGGCUAUGGCUGUGGCUAUGGCUGUGGCUAUGGCUGUGGCUAUGGCUGUGGCUAUGGUGGCUAUGGUUAUGGCUGCUGCCUCCCACUGUGCUGUAGAAGAUACGGCUGCUGUGGCUUCUACUGAGGACAUUAAUGCAGAUACCCAGCCUUUCUAGCCAGAAGCGCUUCCAAGUGUUUUCAUACCAGAAACUCAAACAUGUCUUCAAAAAUUCUAACUUUAGGACAAAAUAUAUAAAAUAUGUUUGAAAUU
Molecule: messenger RNA, 378 nt
Organism: Mus musculus (house mouse)
Lineage: Eukaryota; Metazoa; Chordata; Mammalia; Rodentia; Muridae
Product: predicted gene, 35257
Exons: 1
Coding region: 73-252 (59 amino acids)
Source: RefSeq, a predicted model, not a curated record